AUGAUCCAGCUCCUCUUCACCUUGCUGGGCGCGGAGGCGGGCGUGGCGGCCGUCCUGCUCUUCAAGACGCCGCUGCGGAAGCUGGCGAUGCUCGCGCUCGACCGCCUCAAGCGCGGCCGGGCCCCCGUCAUGGUGCGCACCGUCGCCGCCACCGUCCUCGUCGUCCUCGCCUCCAGCCUCCACAGCAUGGCCAAGAUCCACGGCCACGCCGGCGCCGGCGAGCUCGACGCGCCCGGCGCGCUCAGCCCCACCGACCAGGUCCUCCUCGCCCGCCACCUCCUCGAGGCCUCCCUCAUGGGAUAUAUUUUAUUCCUUGCUCUCGUCAUUGACCGGCUACACAGCUACAUCAGAGAGAUGCGAGGGCUGAAGAAGAACCUGGAGGCUGUGUCGAAGCAGAACAAGACCUUAGAAGAAGCAAAAUCUGGAAGGUCCGACGAGAGCAAGCCACACCACAACGACAUUGCUUCGCUGAACGAGGAGAUCAAGAAGCUGAAGCGGCAACUGAAAGAAAAGGCGGAGGAGGCCAAGGAUGCAGAGGCCAAAGCACUAGCUGCCCAGACGCAGUCUGAAGGUCUUGCGCGCAAAUAUGACCGCCUGCUGGAGGACAACAAGCAUCUCCAUGACCAGCUGCAGUCAGGAGACAUCCCGCUGUCGCGUUCGGAUGGCAAGAAGAAUGCCUAA
This is a messenger RNA of Triticum turgidum subsp. durum (durum wheat), 681 nucleotides long. The record is from the annotation of a GenBank genome assembly. NCBI's taxonomy places the organism in Eukaryota, Viridiplantae, Streptophyta, Magnoliopsida, Poales, Poaceae.